This is a messenger RNA of Callorhinus ursinus (northern fur seal), 231 nucleotides long. Its product is annotated as keratin-associated protein 20-2-like. Lineage: Eukaryota; Metazoa; Chordata; Mammalia; Carnivora; Otariidae. The record is from RefSeq and is a predicted model, not a curated record.
AUGUGUUACUACAGCAACUAUUAUGGUGGCCUGGGCUAUGGCUCUGGUGGCCAGGGCUAUGACUAUGGUGGCCAGGGCUAUGGCUAUGGUGGCCUGGGCUAUGACUAUGGUGGCCGGGGCUAUGGCUAUGGUGGCCUGGGCUAUGGCUAUGGCUGUGGCUAUGGUGGCCACGGUUAUGGCUGCUGCUGCCCAUUGUGCCAUGGAAAAUACUGGUCUUAUGGCUUUUACUGA